Molecule: messenger RNA, 4455 nt
Organism: Hippoglossus stenolepis (Pacific halibut)
Lineage: Eukaryota; Metazoa; Chordata; Actinopteri; Pleuronectiformes; Pleuronectidae
Gene: itih6
Product: inter-alpha-trypsin inhibitor heavy chain family member 6
Exons: 17
Coding region: 458-4096 (1212 amino acids)
Biological process (GO): hyaluronan metabolic process
Molecular function (GO): serine-type endopeptidase inhibitor activity
Source: RefSeq, a predicted model, not a curated record
GCUUCUUCCUCCACCACUGCUGCAGAGUGAAGAGGAGGAGGUGUGUUGGUAGUUUCCUCCUCACACGGUCGAGCGGGGGUUAAUAAUCCUUCAUUUCUCAUGAACCCUCAGUGGCAACAGCCUGUGAAGUUUCCAGCGUCGGUAUGUGUGCGUGAAGUCGAGCCGCAGGGAGCAGCUUUCUCCAGAGGGACUCGCGCUUCUCUCUGACUGAACUUCUUUCUUCUUACUUUUUUAUAAUUUCUUGUGGUUGUUGGUGUCAUAUCUCAACAUCUGCUUUUAUUUUGUUGUUAUUGUCACUGCAGUGGGACAGUUUAACCUGCGCUGAGGUGAGGGAGGGGGAGAGAGACUGCCCCUCAGUGUGUAAAAUGUGAGGUGUGAGCACAGCGUCCUGCUGAAUGAGCUGCUUCACUCCACUGGGACAUUCUCCUGCGUCCUGGAGCCUGAAACCUGAAUCGUCAUGGACGCGGUCCACGUAACCAUCCGGUGCUUUUUGGUUCUCUUCACUUUUUACGUGCAAGGAGGAUUGUCGGGGGAUUACGAAGCUCACCUCGGAGCGAAUAUUCGUUUACAGAGAGUGAAACGUCAAAGCAAACCAACAAAACCAGUGCUGGAGGUGACGGACUUCCACGUCCGGUGUUCAGUGGCGUCCCGAUACGCCGUGACCACGAUCCAGAGCUCAGUGUGGAACCAGCUCCCCGUCGUCAAGGAGGCUGCGUUCGAGGUGGACCUGCCCUCCUCUGCGUUCAUCUCCAACUUCAGCAUCACCUCCAACGGGAAGGUGUAUGUGGCCCAGGUGACGGAAAGAGCUGCCGCCAGGAAAAUAUACGACGCUGCUAAGAAGCAAGGAAAGACCGCAGGACUUGUUGCUACCAAAGAGAGGGAGAUUGAGAAGUUCCGUGUGGCAGUGAGCGUCCCGUCAGGAGCUCACAUGUCCUUCUCUCUGUCCUACGAGGAGCUGCUGCCUCGACGGCUCGGACGCUACGAGCUCAGUUUGGGUCUGAGGCCCGGACAGCCCGUGCAGAACCUGACGUUAGACGUGGGUAUAACGGAGCGGACGGGCAUCAGCUUCAUCAAAGUCCUUCCCCUCAAGACGAGCCGGCUGCUGUCCAACACGGCGAAAGGUGAAGCAGGCGACGCUCCGGCCUCCACUCAGGUCGAGCAGAGCUCCGGCUGCGCUCGAGUUCGCUACAGCCCGACGCUGCAGCAGCAGAACAGCAUCUCCCCCAGGGGUCUCGAUGCCGACUUCAUCGUUCAGUACGACGUGGACCUCAGAGACGUCUUAGGUGAUGUCCAGGUGUAUGACGGCUACUUUGUGCAUUACUUUGCACCCAGGGGGCUUCCUGUGGUUCCUAAGGAUGUUAUAUUUGUCAUAGAUGUCAGCGGCUCAAUGAUAGGCACCAAGAUAAAACAGACCAAACAGGCCAUGAGCACCAUCCUGGCGGACCUGAGAGAGGGAGACCACUUCAACAUCAUCACCUUCUCAGACAAGGUCCACACGUGGAGGAAAGGACGAACGGUGCGGGCGACUCGGCAGAAUGUGCGAGACGCCAGAGAGUUUGUGAAGAGGAUCAUUGCUGAAGGAUGGACCAACAUCAACGCAGCUCUGCUCUCAGCGGCCCAGCUCGUCAAUCCUCCUUCCUUCGGCUCGUCCAACCACCACUCGUCUCGCCGCGUCCCUCUGGUCAUUUUCCUCACAGACGGGGAAGCCACCAUCGGAGUAACAGCUGGUGACACCAUCCUCAAUAACGCCAAGAAGGCCCUGGGCUCAGCCUCUCUGUUCGGUCUGGCCUUUGGCGACGACGCAGACCUCCUCCUCCUGAAACGCUUGUCGCUGGACAACCGAGGCGUCGCCAGGAUGGUGUACGAGGAGGCAGACGCGGCUCUGCAGCUGAAGGGCUUCUACGAUGAGGUCGCCAGCCCUUUGCUCUCGGACAUCCAGCUGUCCUACCUGGACGAUCAGGCGUUUGACAUCACGCGCUCCAUGUUCCCCAACUACUUCCAGGGCUCUGAGUUGGUCGUGGCCGGGAGAGUUAAACCGGGGGUGAAAGAUUUCCAGGUGUCGAUGUCGGCCACUGAUUCAAAGCAACGUGUCAACAUGGAGAACGAUGUGAUGGUCUCUCAGGCGAAGGGGAACGAGAGCGCAGGUUCACUGGACUGUCCGGGCGCUUUGGAAGGCGUCUCCAGCUUUGUGCAGCGCCUCUGGGCGUAUUACACCAUCAAAGAGCUGCUACUGGCCAAACUCAACACCAGUGACCCCGCGGCGCAGAGGCUCCUGGCCGACAAGGCCACAAAUCUCUCCCUCAAAUACAACUUUGUAACGCCGGUCACCUCUUUAGUUGUAGUUAAGCCCGACGCAGACGAAGCAGCUCCAACUCCAACCACUGCGAAACCCACCACAGCAGCCACUAUAACCACAACUGGGACGACGACUGCUACGACCAAACUACCAGCUGACGGCGGCGCGAAGAAGCAGAGCGCAGCGUCGAACUCCAGGCCGAGCAAAACCAGACCAGACUCUCCUCAGCCGCCUCUGCAUAGGAAAAGCUCAUCCCCAACUUCUACAGCGAGAACCUCGUCCAGGAAAACAACCACGACCACAGUUCCCAGUUCUGUUAAAACUGCCCCAGCACCAUUAUCUGGUAGAAAGAACGAUUCUAGAAGUGGCUCUCCUCCUCCUGCUGGGAAGAUUUCCACGCCUCUGCUUCGUGCUCUGAAAACUGCGGCACCGCCUGCACCGGGAAAACUCUCCAGCACCCCCCAGCCCAACGCCGUGAAAACCACCACUCCCUCCACGCCAGCUUUCACCACCGCGUCCCCGCUCAGCUCGGUCAGAAGCGACCCUGCGCCCCUGACAGGGAGACACCUCACCCCACAGCCCAACACGUCCAGGACGGCUCUACCCCCUGUCAGAGCGACAGCGCCCCCUACAGAGGUGGAGAACAGCAGCACGUCUGCUCCAGAUGUUCCUCAGCCUGGAAACAUCACCUCCCUGCCUGAGCCGUCGUCUCCGCUCACCUCACCGCCCCCCCCGGAACCGGCUGUGGAAGACAACGACACGAAUGCAGUCGGUGAACCAGAGAUCAGCUUCGCCACCCUGGUGUCGGCGACCUUCGCUCCCAUGCCCGGUGUGACGGACGGGCCCCGGCUGUGGGAGGCAGCAGGGCUUCUGGAUGUCUCCACUUCCAUCCAGAUCCAGAGAAAAGAUAUUGACCUUGUGAAAGACUACGAAGCUACUUACGACUACGACUACGACCUCAACUAUGACGCCUGGGACGAUUCUGCCGACACGGGAUCCUUCGAACCUCCGUCCAGGCUGAGCACCGUGAGGGUCUUCUCCUCGUCAGUCGAUGGAGAUCCACAUUUUGUGCUCCAGCUGCCGAAGCUGCAUCAGAACCUGUGUUUCACGGUGGACGGCCGAGCCGAUGAUGUUCUCAGGCUGUUGGAGGACCCAGACAGAGGGAUCAUAGUGGACGGUCACCUGGUCGGGGCUCCCUCCAAACACGGCUCCGAGGACCGGUCCCGGACCUACUUCGACCGCCUCACCAUCUCCACGGCCGCAGGAGGAAUCCUGAUCACGGUGUCACUGGACGCUGUGGUGGUGGAAGGAGAAGGGCGGGACGUCCUGCCCAUCAAUCAGCAGGGCUCGGUGCUGAGGCAGGGGGUGGCGGUCGCCGUGGACAACCAUCAGAGCUGCUGGAUCGAGCUGGCCAGGGAUGUUCGAUUCCUGGUCCUGUUCCACCGCUAUAAACACCCCAGUUACCUUCAGAUGGCUCACCUGGGUUUUUACAUCACCGACGGACGAGGGCUGUCCGCCUCAACCCAAGGCCUUCUGGGCCAGUUUCAACAUGCUGACAUGAGCGUCAUGGGGGUGAAAGGUCGUGUGGACGUCGGCGCUGACCGAGCCAACAGGGAGGGAGUUUCCGCCCGAGGCGUCCUGAGGUGGGGAUCGGAGCACGUGCCGGUCACCCUGCAAGACAAGACGCUGAAGGACUCGGUGCGGAGACGCCACCUGGGCAAGUGCUGGGUGGUGCCCAAGGCCGAGGUCCACAGACUCCUGGGCCAUCCGUACGAGAGCUACGUGGUGGAUCGCGUGUGAUUCCGGCUGAGGCAGCUCCCACCGCGGCUCCUCUGCCACCUCGGCACGAUCAUUGGACAAAGGAUGAAGAGGAGCACCACGAGGAUAAAGUGACACGGGCUCUGAAGUAUUCUGUGAGCAGCAGGUGUGGUUACGAAAGAGGAAGACGAGGGUCGACGAAGGGUAAAGAGUAAAGAGGACGUAGAGCUGGAGAAACGCGCUGAAGGACUGAAUGAUUCUUUUGCGCCUCCUGCCGAGUUUGAAUUCCCGCCGUGUGUUCUGUGUGUGAGCGCGUGGCGACCACAACACGUCCGAACGCCUCGCACAUCAACUCUGUUCAUAACUCCUGAAGAUAUUUAUCAGAUUAUUCUUAUAUUUCA